This is a messenger RNA of Cadophora gregata, 2467 nucleotides long. It is a transcript of the gene MSS51, whose product is annotated as translational activator for mitochondrial COX1. Gene Ontology annotation, cellular component: extrinsic component of mitochondrial inner membrane. Gene Ontology annotation, biological process: mitochondrial respiratory chain complex IV assembly. Bases 126 to 1694 code for a protein of 522 amino acids. NCBI's taxonomy places the organism in Eukaryota, Fungi, Ascomycota, Leotiomycetes, Helotiales, Ploettnerulaceae. The record is from RefSeq and is a predicted model, not a curated record. The transcript has 4 exons.
UUUAAGAGGACUUUACUUCGACGCCUUUCCUCAUUGGGACAAGUCACAAUAUCUUGAGCAUCACUCCACACCCCAAAACACCAGAGCUUCACGAUCAGGGCCAGGAACUGCUGAACGUUCCAAAAAUGCGUAAUACGGCCUCCUAUACCUGUCAUAGGUGCUUGAAUGCGCUCAAAACCACUUCUCGAGUUUCACAAAGACCGGUGUUUUCUUCGCGAAUAGCCUUCGGUAGAAGAACAAUUUCAACAGGCCAGCAGAAUGGACCAAAGUUACCUGGAAGGGAGGAUACAACGCAGAAACCAAUCGGUAGAAGGGCAGUCUCGUCACUGGGAGGUCAAGGACAGAAAGUGAAGAAUGAACCAUUCGAGUUCCGAACUCCACCAGGCCUCGAGUCAACACCAGCCCCCGAAACCGAAGGCAGACCCCUCUUAAUGCCAAACAACCUCUUCCACCCCUUUUCCAGCUCGCCCUCCCCUGAAAUCAGAAGAAGAGCUGCUUUCAUGAAGCAGAAUGCCUACUGCCCGCACCCUGACCACCACCAAACUCGGCUGCCCAUGAACCCGGAUGAUCCAGAAGCACGAAAGUCUGUGAAGGGACCAUUACCUCCUGCGCAUGUGGACUUCGAAUGUCCAGACUGUGGCAUACCAGUUUCUUGCUCGGAGGAGCAUUGGGCAGACGAUUAUGAGGCACAUCUGGAGAUUUGUGAUACACUGAGAGAGAUCAAUGAGGAUGACCACGAUUUACGGUCCGGCAGGUUCUUUCCCGAAUUCGAAUAUCCUGGAGAUCAGAUUGAGGAGGCGAUGGUCAAUAUGACAAACUGGGAUACAUUCCUCUUUUCAAGAGAAUUUAAAGCGAUCAAUGACGAGAGAAGUUUGCGACAAGCAACUCGACUGCUGACCUAUCCGGUCACUAUUGGUAGCGUCUUGCAUGAACUCAGUCCAUAUAGCAUAAAGAAAGAAGGGCGUCUGACCGUUGAGGGUCUGAAGAGUUUGAGUGCUCUGAGAUACUCCCUUCACCCACCUCGUUCUGGAGGAGGUCCUGAUAUCAAGGGACUUCGACCUACCCCACCACCAAUGAGAAUCUUCAUUCUCGGAGCGCGUGCAGAAUCGUCUCUUCCGCGAGAAGUCUGGGUGCAGUUGACCCACCUUUUCCCCCGAGUUGCAUUCCACCUAGUCUUCAUUGGCCCUGAAAGUAUGGCAAACAGAGAUGCCGAAUUCCCGCUUCCAGAAAGAACUCCUAGCAAUCCAUACGGAGCCAUUGUGGAAGACAGGAUUACGAAUUCCAUGAAAAUAAGCACCUAUGUUGAAUACUACCACACCCUUCACCAAGCUGGACACUUUUACCCGUACGAUCCAUAUUUCGACUGCUUCAUGCUUUUCCAUCCAGGUCUCGGACAUCCUGCCAGCUCACAUGAGUGGGAGGAGACGAUUCCUCAGUUACUGGAGACGAAGGUACCUAUCCUGGUCACAGGUUACACACAGUACGACAUGGAGAGAGAUAUCGAUUGGGUCAAGCAGAAGGUCGGAGGAGAGAUGGAUAUGUUGAUGGAACCAGGCGAGAACCGCUUCCGAAGUUUGAGGUGGGAUCUCAAUGAUCUAGAUCCUCAAGAUAUCAGCUGUGGAAAUUGGGGAGUGUGGGCGUUCAGAGGCAAGAGGUACGAGACGACCAAGAAGGGCCUUGAAGCGGAAUCUUGAAUCCGUCGAGUUGGUGAGGGACAAGAUGUAUCUCGGUGGUAGAGUGCACAAAGUCUGUAUGAAAGAUAAAUUAUGGCUUCUAGCCAGUGUAUUUUAGGUCACACAACUCUAGGACGUCCCGAAGAUUAAGGCUUUCGGGUUAUGAAAAUACUGUGAGGCGGCUUUGAUAACACAUAGAACAGCAUUACAUUGAGAAGCCAGCACGGCAACCCGCAUAUGCAGGAACACAACUCAAUCUUUACAGGUGAAUGCCUCUAACCAAUCGAAGCAAACACCCUUUAAAAACUGCCACCAUACCAACAUAAUCAAGGAAAAAACUUCAAAAUUUCUCAAGAAGUCACGGUUUCUUGCUCUAGAUAUCGUUCUCUCUUUCUUCCACAUUUGCUGUUCUAAUCAAAGAUUCCUAAAUCAUAAAGCCGCCUUGUCUUUCCCCCCCUCUCAAAGCAAGCCUCCUUAUCUGGCAGCCGAGGCUAAAAUAAAUAUCGAUAAACUUCGUCAUCGAUCUUCCGAAAAUAAACAACCAUGAGUCUCGAAGUAAUCUAUGUAACCCGCCAUGGGUUCCGCUCCAACUGGGUCGUCGACCCCAAAACCGGGGAAUAUUCAACCUCCAUCCCUUCCCCCACAGGAAUAGCCAGCGACCCCGAGCUGGCAGGUUACGGCGUCGCCCAAUCCAAAGAACUCGCCUCGCAUCUCGUCAACCUCUCCCCGCCCAUCGAACGCAUAUACUCCUCCCCUUUCUACCGCUGCAUCCAAACCAUCACCCCAACCGUCAC